AUGGCUAACUGUUAUUUGUGUGUUUGGUUUGUUUGUUGUGUUCUUUUGACAUCUGGAGGCAGCGGAGAGGUAAACAGUGAAGACUUCCACUACUUCUGUGACUCGAACAACGACAGAGGAAACUACUCAACGAACGAGCGGUACAGAACGAACCUGAACCACGUUUUGAACAUCGUAGCCCUCCAAACUUCAAACAAGAACGGCUUCCACAGCACAUGGAGCGGCGAGGACGCAAGCAAAGUGAACGCCAUUGCGCAGUGCAGAGGUGACGUGACGGCAACAGAAUGCCGGCAAUGCCUCAUCCAAUCCGUUUUCAACCUCACCAGCCUUUGUCCAAACCGAAAGGAGGCAAUUGGGUGGUACGAGAACGAGAAGUGCAUGCUGCGUUACUCCGACCGCUCCAUUGAGGGCCUCAACGAGAUUGGGCCUGCCUAUUUCGUCUGGAACCUGCACGAUGCGCCCAACCCACAACACUUCAAUCAAGUCGUCAAGAACCUUCUCGAUGGCCUCAGAACCACGGCUGCGUCAGCUCUCUCUGCUCGUAAAUACGCGGCCUCCACUGCCACUGGCCCAGAUGCUCAACUCGUCUAUGGGCUUGCGCAGUGCACUCCCGAUUUGUCUGGGCCGCAGUGCAAUAACUGCUUGCUUCAGUCCAUCGCUGAAAUCCCACGGUGUUGUAAUAAUAGGAUUGGUGCCAGGAUUCUUAGGCCCAGCUGCUAUGUCAGGUACGAAACCGAUUUUCCUUUCUAUGGGCCUCCGGCACAGACACCAUGA
Molecule: messenger RNA, 774 nt
Organism: Cajanus cajan (pigeon pea)
Lineage: Eukaryota; Viridiplantae; Streptophyta; Magnoliopsida; Fabales; Fabaceae
Source: RefSeq, a predicted model, not a curated record